Molecule: messenger RNA, 700 nt
Organism: Scaptodrosophila lebanonensis
Lineage: Eukaryota; Metazoa; Arthropoda; Insecta; Diptera; Drosophilidae
Exons: 2
Coding region: 208-600 (130 amino acids)
Source: RefSeq, a predicted model, not a curated record
CAAGUUGUGGCGGCUCUGAUUAUCCUGCUGGGCUGUUGUUCCCCUCCUGUGGCUACCCAAUCGGAUAAAUCCGGCAAAAAUAUUGCACAGCUGGCUUUCGAAGUUGCACAACAAGCUGUGAAUAAUGCGGCUGCGAUCGCACUUAGACCAUUCACGUUCUUGAAAACAAAUCCUAAAUUGAUAAAGGACGAAGUUUCUAAACAGUCAAUGUCUCCACCACAAUCACCCACUAAGCGACCCUGGUUCCGUUUCACUUUUCCGCCGCUGCGGCCCAUAUUUAGUCAAAAUACGGCCGUGCUUACACCGGCUUUUACGAAGGUCGACGACAUGCUGAUACAACGAACCCGUUCAUUCUGGCGUUGCGAUAAAAUUCUCUGUCCCGUCGCCACAACGGAAUAUUGCCAAACCAUGAAGGUAACAAGUCAAAAGAAGAAGAAUUAUUAUGAACGUCGCAAUACCUGUUUUGGCAAAAAUAAGAAAGUGCUUCUUAGUAAAAGCGUAUUAGAAAAAGGCAGGCCAUACGAACAGAUCCACAUAAUAGCGGAACUCCAUCGGAAUGGCAUUUCCAAUACACAAAAUGUGCGGAACAUAAAAUAUUAGCUAAUUAAACCAAAAUGAUGGUUAUACACACAAUAAUAUAUAUUUAUCAGCUAUAUAAUAGUAUAUAUGUUUGUUAAUAAAUAGACCACUCGCAAAAGGC